Messenger RNA from Lathyrus oleraceus (garden pea), 1230 nucleotides. RefSeq lists its product as uncharacterized. Lineage: Eukaryota; Viridiplantae; Streptophyta; Magnoliopsida; Fabales; Fabaceae. The transcript has a single exon. The coding region runs from base 1 to 1230 and encodes 409 amino acids. The record is from RefSeq and is a predicted model, not a curated record.
AUGACACUUGAACAGCUGGAAGCAAACCAGGUUUCGAUGAGGACAGAUAUUGACUCCAUGCAGGAAAAGAUGGAUCGUUUGCUUGAGACCAUGUUACUCCUAGCCCAAAAGGAGAAGGAUACUGAGACUAGCGACGAAGCCAGGAAAGUUGCUGCUCAGUUUGGAUCGCCAUCACUUAGCAUCCAUGGAGUAACUGAACUUGAUGGUAACCCUGCCCAUCCUAGAGGAGGACUGAUCCUCAUUCCUGUUCCCAUGAGCAACAUGAACCCCCAUGAGCAUUCUGCUACAUUUGCUCGACACAGAUCUGUGAUAGGUGAUGAAGAUCCAUAUGACGCCUUCUUCAUGCCACAACCAGCCAAACCUGCUGUUGGAGAUCGCCCGGACCCAGCUGUUGAGAGACUCCAUGCUCUGGAAGAGAAAUUCAAGUCCUUGGAGGUUCACACUACUCCCGGUUUGGACGCUGUUGACAUGUGCUUGGUACCAGGUUUGGGGAUUCCGCAAAAAUUCAAAGUCCCGGACUUUGACAAGUACAAAGGGAUUAGUUGCCCGAGAACUCAUCUCAGAGCUUACUGCCGCAAGAUGGCUGCGCAUAUCAGUAAUGAUCAACUCCUGAUUCAUUACUUCCAAGAUAGUCUCAGUAGGGCAUCUUUGGAGUGGUAUAUGCAGCUAGAGAGAGGUCAGGUCCAAUCUUGGAGAGAUCUCGCUGAAGCCUUCCUUAGGCAUUACCAGUACAAUACUGAUCUAGCACCCAAUCACACACAGCUGCAAGACAUGAUUCAACGCAACAAUGAGUCAUUCAUGGAGUACGCCCAACGGUGGAGAGAGCUAGCAGCUCGUGUCCAACCUCCUCUUCUUGACAAGGAGCUAAUUGAUAUGUUUAUGGGAACUCUGCAUACCCAAUACAUGGAAAAGAUGGUGGGCUCCAGCUUCCCGACUUUUGCUGAGGUUGUCUCUGUGGGAGAACGAAUUGAAAGUCAGAUCAGAAAAGGAAAGCUACCUUGCGCCGCCAGUGCUUCAGGUGGGAUGAAGAAACCAUAUCCUAAUCUCCCAAAGAAGCCAGAAGGGCAGACCAAUGCCAUAAUGGAAAGAGGAGGAUAUAUGGCACGUCCAUAUGCUCCUAUGCCCUAUCAUCAAGUUGCCGCUGUCAUCCCAACACCAUAUCAACCACCAUAUCAGCAACCCUAUCAACAACAAUAUCAGCAGCCUUAUCAAAAGCCAGCUUAUCAGUAA